Sphaerulina musiva SO2202 is the source of this 3990-nucleotide messenger RNA. RefSeq lists its product as uncharacterized. Lineage: Eukaryota; Fungi; Ascomycota; Dothideomycetes; Mycosphaerellales; Mycosphaerellaceae. The coding region runs from base 166 to 3558 and encodes 1130 amino acids. The transcript has a single exon. The record is from RefSeq and is a predicted model, not a curated record.
GUCGCUCGUUGUCGUUGUGAAACAGCAGAUGCCAUGCUGGCAGUAGCGGAGGCGGACAACAACAUGCGCAACCAGAGACAUGGUUAACUGGUCUCAGCCGCAUCCUCUUCCCCCCGACCUGUCGUUCUCUCCCCAUACUGUAGGCUGGCCGUGCGGUCUGGAGGCAUGCCAACAGUUGUCUCGACGCUGGGAGCCACUGCUACCAUCACUUCACUUGCCUUCCUCGGCCUGGUCCUCACCUCUUCAGACUCCUCGCCGGGUGCAAGCUCCAGCAGUCACCGCAACAGCAACAGCAAUAACGGCAAUCGCGACUCUGCCGCCGAUGAGCUACAGCACCACUUGCCAGACGGUCCAACCAGUGGCAAGAACAGCCGUGGCUACAUUCCAGGCACUGCGCGUGCUGCCGCCGAUAUGAGUACCACCACCACCACGACCGUUGAAACGUACAUCGCCCGCCACCAACUGUUUGCACCGCUGCCCACUCGACGCGGCGAUGGGACGAGGACGCGCUCCAAUUCCGCCAACACUCCCAUCAACAGACCAGGAAGCAAAAGGCACAGCUACGCAGGUUUCAGCACGACGGGCAUGGAUCGAUCCCUGCGGCGACCGCAGCAGCAAGAGAAGCAGCAGCGUGAAGAAUACAGCGGAGCAUCUGACACAACGCCAGCCUCUGGUCCCGCAGCCAAUGGUGCGUGGCUGCGACGCCUCUCCAGCACACUUACAACUUCACGAGAUUCGAGCCGCACUCCCAGCUCUCGAUCCCGACCAGACUCUGCUGCCGUCUCGCACUCCAAUGCCUCGCUCGCAAUCUCUCAGACCCGCUCGCCGACGCCCAUUCUCAAUGAGAGCACGAUAUCGCAGCCUGGGAACGCUCUGGGUGCCAACAAGCUGGUCAAACGCAGCGCGUCGUCGAGUAGCGCAAAUGGCUCGUCUACCUCGCGCAUUCCAGUGUUUCGAAGACCGGCCACGAGUCAUCAACGAUCCGCGACUCUGCAGAACAGACUUUCCAGUUCAGACAGGAGCAGCCGCAUGACAUCCCGCAGUGGCGCGGGGGAAACGGGAACACACGCUGCUCACCAGAGAUCAUACUUCUCGCCACGGAUUGUACUUUCCGAGCAGCUUCCAAUGUCGAAGCAGCGGGGUUCCACGGGCAUUCCCAAUCCCAUCCGGCGGUUAUAUGCCGAUAGGAAGCAUACACCGACACUGAUGUCCGCGAGAGAACUGGUCUUUGUGGACGCUGUUGGGGUGGACAAUGGUAUGAACGAGUUUGAACACAAUACGUAUUCCUCUGGGCCAGGUGUUGCAAAAAGUACAGCGUCCUCCCCAUUUCCAACACCAGUGGCGCAUUUUGAAGAAAGCGCGUCUCCGCGACGUUCUUUCUCCAUUGGAGAUCUUCUUUCCACCGGACCACAACCUCUGUGGAAACGACCCUCAACGAGCAACAGCAUCAGACCCUGGUCCUCAAGAACAAUCCGUAGACCGAGACCGGCCUCAAUGGGCGGGCUCGUCGACACGACUACACGCAACGACUCUGACCGGCCAGCAAAACGUCGCGACCUCACUGAUCCCGCAUCAUCACAGCGGAGUAUCUACUCUUCCUCGUCUAGCAACUACACUUUCCAGCCUGACAUUACGCACCAAGUGGGUCUCCAUCUGAAUGGCGAAUUGUCCCAAGCACAGAAUGCCGUGGAACCGAUAUCUGCGUCUGCGUCUCUUUCUCGUGCGCAAACACCCGAUCAGAACGGCACGCCAUUCGAUGCUGGUAUCACGACAGCAGCAAGGAUACCGAGAGGGUCUGCAACGCCAUCUGAGAUCGCAUCAAGUAUUGGCUCGGAAAGUGGGCGUCACUCAAUAGGUGGAAAUAGCACUGAUUAUCAAAGUGAUGUUUACUACGACUCGAUUCCAACAAGAACCACGCGCAGCAGUUCGGGACGUAGAGGUCCACCAAUUGAUACGAUUUUUGACGAGUCACCGCCGACCUUCUCAUCUGGCCGCAGCACCAGACUUCGGGACUUUCUGAGCGACGGGCAUGAGCAUAAUGAACGAUACAGCACGAUUGAGGAGGAAGGAAGUGUCGUCAGCACGCCAGUCAGAUCCCUCCGUAAUAGGAGCAUGACUUCCACUCCGUCAGCAAGGCCAGGUGCCAUGCAAGUGUUCUCAUCCUCUCCACCUGUGAUGCGUCUCAUGCCGGAUGCCGACGACAUCGACUGGGAACUUGCGGACGAAGAAAGGCUGGAUGGAGGCCGCAUUAUACAGCAGCGUGCCUCGAAUCCUGCCCUGGGUAAACUCCAUCCUGGUCAGACGAUACCGCCCCGAUUUAGUGCCGCGUUGAGACCUGGACACACCCGUUCUGCAAAGUCUACUCCCGACCGCCAUGGGUACUCCCCACUCGACAAGCCGAGUCUUUUCGACUGGGCGGAGCCGCAGCCAAGUCCUAGUCAUCCCAAUUGCUCUCCUCCGCGUCCACGCACCGUGCAUGGGAAAAAGGAUCAAGACAGCAGGGGGAGUCGGCCGGCUGGACGUCGACCCCCAAGUGGAAUGCAUGCCCGAAGUCACAGCGUACCAGUCGUGCCUGACUCUGACAGUAAACGCAGCAGCGUAGUAGCAAACAAGUUUGGAACUUGGGGAGUUGGCAGCAAAGGAGUCACGGAAGAUUGGAACGAUGAUUUCGACUUUGAAGAGCCUGCCGGAUCCGUUCAUGAUAAGCUCGAACAGGACUCACGGCGCGUGGAUAGUGGCCACGCUAUGUUUGUCCCAAAGUCCAUACGCGAACAACAACAGAACGUUGUCGCCAACAUCAGUCUACUGCGGGAGUGGGGCCUGUUGAUUGAAGAGCUGAAAGAACUGCGUGUACGUGCAGUCACAUUGAACAUGCUCACGGGGCCGUAUGCUCAGGCAUGGCGGGAGGUUGAUGCGAUGAUUGAGCUCGCCGAUCAAGAGAGCGAGGAAGACACACUGGAGCCUCGCCGUACGCCUCCAUCCUCGCCGGGUUUUGAUGUCACCGCGUUCGAGGACGUUACGCCUGUCAGAGCCAACAGAUUGUCCGGGCAAGCGAAGCUCGGCCCGCAAACCUCAGACCCUGAUACGUGGUCCGGAAACGAUCAUGAGCGCAGUCCCAAAUUAGUCACACGACCUCGCAAGGACUCGGAGUUGGUCGCACAGAAGGUCAUUGCGGCGCUGCAAUCGAAGCGGAGUGCAGUAGAAUCCCACGCGAUUCCAAUGCCUGGCGGACAUUACAAGAAAGUGCCCUUCGACACCGCUACGCUUCGUCACAUAGUACCAUAUGUGAGUGGUCUGAAACGCAAAGUCAAAGAUGCUCUUCGUGAGACUGAAGGUCUCUACACCAGUCCCCAGCGACGAAAGACGGUUGACAACACUGAAACCACUGCACUACGCAGCAUCUUCGGUUCCCCCCAAGAUGAUGAUGUAACGAAUCGACGACUAUCACGACGUAAACAGGCCACCGCGGAUAAUGAUGGACUCGGAUUGCCUCUGCCCGAUCAGAGUACCAGUCUCACUAAUUCUAUGGAAAAUCUGAGCAUACCUUCUCCACCUUGAGCUCAUCCAUACGGGUAGACGAUACGAGACCACUCAUGGGAUAGCAACUCCCAAUUUGUAAUACCGGUUAUUAUUGGCCUCGCAGCCAAGUUUUGCCAGAUUUUUUGUUCCACAGCAUCAAGGCGCACUGCAGGGCGUUUCCAGAAGAUUUCUGAAAAGGGCAAAGGACGGGAAGGAGUCAGAUUUUGAGCACGACAGCUGCGACCGAAAGGCGCACUGCAAGCACAGCAUAUGUAUAACAGAGCGGAAUGGCCAUUCAUGGGAGCCAGUGAGCACCUUCUUCUUCGAUGAACCAAAAGUGCUUUGGUGAAGGAUUCUUGUAACAUGCAUUUGGUCCACUUUGCGUCUGUUGCAUAGCGAGAGAGGAUGUAGGUAUACCUCUAGCAUAUGUAAGGUACCAAAGAGAGCGAGCCACGAGGCAUACACGUUCAG